Molecule: messenger RNA, 597 nt
Organism: Exophiala bonariae
Lineage: Eukaryota; Fungi; Ascomycota; Eurotiomycetes; Chaetothyriales; Herpotrichiellaceae
Exons: 1
Coding region: 1-597 (198 amino acids)
Source: RefSeq, a predicted model, not a curated record
AUGCCUGUCACAGUCACCACCGAUCCCAUCACCACGCCGCGUACGACUUACCGCAGCAGCGUUCCCUUCGAAACGGCCGAAUCUCGUCUUCGCUCCACCAUUCAGCGCGAGAAGAAUGCGGCUCCAGUCACCGAAAUCGCCACGGCGAAAGCACCAGUCUUCGAGACCAGAGAAUCUUUCACCAAAUUCAUCCAGUCCAGGAUCGGUGAGCAUGGGUUCAUGCAUUUCCAUGAAUUCAACCACGGCACGUGGCUACAGGCAUACUACCCCGAGAUAUCGGGCGUGACUGGCCCGGAUGGAAACACCAAGCAUUUGCGCAGCAUCCGAUUCAUUCUUGGGAAUCCCCUGAUUGCGCAGACUAUGCUGAGACAUGAUCUGAACACUGGGUUGUCCGUACCUAUUGAAUUGCUGCUUUCUGAGGAAGUAGAUGGAAGCGCCAAGAUUGUCCAGUUCAGGCCGUCUGGUCUCAUUGCGGGCUAUGAAGGCGCGCCGGAGGAACUGGGCAAAGCUGCCCGGAUUCUCGACGGGAAGGCCGAGGCGCUGAUAAAUUGGGUAUUACGAGAUACUGGAGCCGAUGAGCCUAAAGGAAAUCUGUGA